Messenger RNA from Apis mellifera (honey bee), 1287 nucleotides. RefSeq names its product meiosis-specific nuclear structural protein 1. The transcript has 5 exons. Lineage: Eukaryota; Metazoa; Arthropoda; Insecta; Hymenoptera; Apidae. The record is from RefSeq and is a predicted model, not a curated record. Bases 1 to 1287 code for a protein of 428 amino acids.
AUGUUUAAUAUUAGGGAACAACCUGAUUUUGAAAGAAUCAAGGAUCAAAAAUCGUUGGAAAUAGAGAUACGACGAAGAAUCAUAGAUAAGACAGCCGAAAAGAAACGACAUUUGCGUCAAGUGCAUAUUAAACGCAAAGAAGCAUUGGAAGAGGAACAACUUCAACGUGCCAAAGCAGCUGCAGAUUUAAAAGUUCGACAACAUGAUCGCACGCAUCGACUAGCAGAAGAACUUGCACGUCGUAAACAGGUUGAACAGCAAGAAUCUUUAAAGACUAGAAAAAAGAAAUUCGCUGUAACUUUACCUAAAGAGAUUUUCGAAAAGUUAGAAACCGAUUUGGAGAAAGAAGAAUGGAAAGAAGAAGUGGCAGCGUCCAAUUUGAUUCCUCCAUGGAAUUUGAAAGAAGAUCUUAUAAAGCAACAGGAGGAGAAAUUAAAGUACAGAAGGGAUCUUCAGAAUCAAUUGAUCGAUAAUCGGCGUAGAUUACGCGAGAAAGAGGAGGAGAAGCAUCGCGAGAGGAAAAUAAUAGAAGAGGUUAAUAAAGUGUUGCACGAGGAGAAUGUGGAAGCGGAGAAGAAGAAGAAGGAAAUCGCUAUUACGUUACAGACCGAAAGGGAUGCUUUUUUAAAAGCUCGAGAAUUUUGGAAAGAAAAGAGGAAGGAGAUUCUGAAGCAAGAACACGAUGAAAUCUCAAGGAUCGUUGCCAAGAGGGAAGCUUUGCAGAAGAGGGAAGCUGAGGGAAAGAUUGAUAUUCGUGAGGCGAAAGAUGUUUUGUUGGAGAAAAUGAUGAAAAAGCUAACGGAGGAAGAGUAUAAAAGAUUGGAACGAGAAGAAAUCUGUCGAGAAUUAUAUAUAGCGGAGAAAGAACAACAAUUGAAAAAGGAAGCGAUUACAGUGGCGUUGAAAAAGAAACAAACUGCUAAAGAAUUCUUACAAGAAAUGGCAAGAACUCAGAAAAAUAUGGCCGAAAGGAAGGCGAAAGAAAUUGCGAUCGAUGUUGCUUUCGCUAAUUAUUUGAUAGAGGAACGAAAAAAACAGGAGGAAAAAGAAAAAGAAAGGCAGCAACUGCAACGCGAAAGAAUUCUACAAUAUGGAAACGAUUUGCGGAAGAUAAUAGAUGAAAAUAAAAUAAAGCGUAUAAAGGAAUUAAAGGAAUAUUUACAAAUAGAAGAUAAUACGAAUGACAAUGAUAAAUGCAAAAUUAAGAGUUUGUCGGAAUCAGUUCUUAGUCAAUCAAAGAAAACAUCGAACAAACCAGAAUUGGACAAUGAAAAUGACUCAAGAUAA